Penicillium verhagenii is the source of this 1776-nucleotide messenger RNA. RefSeq names its product DUF4246 domain-containing protein. The record is from RefSeq and is a predicted model, not a curated record. The transcript is spliced from 5 exons. Lineage: Eukaryota; Fungi; Ascomycota; Eurotiomycetes; Eurotiales; Aspergillaceae. The coding region runs from base 1 to 1776 and encodes 591 amino acids.
AUGCCUGCUAACCCUGUUGAACAACAGUCUGGUCUGCCCGGAUUUAACCUGCCUCUGAACUAUGUACCUCCCGGCUGGUUGAACGUGUUCCGCCCUCGUCUUCUUUAUCCCCAUGCACUCCAAGAAACAGAAGAAUCCACAAAAGUUCAUCGAGAGAUCUUAAUGAUGCGUGUGAUGAACGCCAUUACUGAAAAGGAAGAGUGGAACAAAAAGAUCUUCCAUGAGGAGAUUGUCUCGAAAUGGCGCGAGGAGAUUUUCAACAGUGGCCAAGAUAUCUCUCCCAAAAUGAUGGACUACAUCGUCAAGGAACUUCAAUGGAAAUCCAAGCUCAUCGAAACCGAUGGAUUCAUUACUGCAUUUGAUAAGGGCGUGGUUAAAUCAGAUACCGCAAUUUCAGAAGAACUGCGAAAAGCCCUUGCAGAUGCAGUGGCUCCUCUUGAAGAUGUACCAGACGACCAGAAAGAUUAUCAUCCAGGAUCCGACGAAAAAGUCAUUGAUCUGGUACAUCCGUCGCUCUUUCCGCUGAUAUACGGACGCACUCGUAUAUUGCGCAACGAGUCGGUUACUCUUGAAAACUGCAUCGGUACCACGGGACAGGGAGAAUUACUCCCUGCCUUCUCGGAAAGUUCAGACGACAGAUGGAUGACCGGAGUUGAAAAAGAAUUCUACAGUUGCAAAUUCCAGUGGCUCCCUUGCAACGUUGAAUUGAGUGCCACUGAUUCAGCGGAGCCUGAAUGCCGCAUUGUCUCCUACAUCAACAAUCUUCAUCCUGCUCAGCAUCGUACUUUGUACGGUGUCAUUGAGAAGAUCAUUUCAUGUGCUAUUCCUUUGUGGAAUAGAAGUCUGGCAGGCGAGGGAUCCAAGAACCGGAUCUUGUAUGACGUUGUUGAAUACGACGAGGAAUCGCUCGGUCCGCCGCCGGAGCAAGAGCCCAAUGAACCAGAAGACGAUUUCGAUGAACGCUACUCGGCCUGGGAAUUAUCUUCGAAGAUCAUAAUGCCGGAACCGGAAGAGUUCAAGGAACAUAAAACUGCCCGGGAAUCUCCAAGUUUAAUGAACUUUGGCAAGACCGGACUACAGGUUAUAGUAAAAUUGGCCAAUAUUGAGCUAUCUCCUGAGAAGCCCGAAUAUGACGGAGGAUCGUGGCAUAUUGAAGGUCAAUUGAAUGAACACAUCUGUGCAACCGCUAUCUACUACUACGACAGCGAAAACAUCACAGAAAGCACUCUUGCUUUUCGCCAACGUACCAAUGGGGGUGCACUUGAGCGGCGUGUUCACUAUCCCCAAGAUCGACACGAAUUCCUCCAAGUAAUUUACGGACUUGACGCGGAUGUGACCGGCACAUCUAUCGAAGCCCAGAUAACACAGGAAUUAGGAGGCGUCAUUUGUCGCCAAGGCCGACUUCUCACCUUCCCCAAUGUCGUGCAGCACCGUGUUGCGCCAUUCUCGCUAGAUGAUCGCUCAAGGCCUGGUCACCGGAAAAUCCUUGCUUUGUUCCUCGUUGAUCCCCAUAUCAAGAUUAUUUCCACUGCAAACGUACCUCCGCAGCAAGAGGAUUGGGGGAAAGAAAAGGAAGAUCUGACGCAAGAGUUACUUUCCAAGAGACUUCCUGCUGAGUUGGGAAAUAUGGUUUGCGAUGAAGGUUUGUUGCAACCGUUGAUGACUAUGGAAGAGGCGAAGAAGUUCCGAUUGGAACUUAUGGCGGAGAGGGCUGUGGAUUCUCAGGACCAAAAUAAUACGUUUGAGAAGUACAGUUUCAAUCUCUGUGAACAUUGA